CUUACUUUUAUUCUACCUGCUUCCCUUACGCUGUUAGAGGCAUAAAAUGGCCACGGCCACGCAUCGUGCAGUGCUGAUUGCCGGGACGGCUGGUGGCAUCGGCUUCAGCAGCUACUACUUCGGGCAGCUUAAAGAGGUGCAGAAGUAUGAGAAGGACAAGAAGGACAUUGAGAAGCUGAUUGAUUCAGAGCGCAAGCGGCUGGCUCAGUCCUCGAAGGCGCAGUCGGAGCAGGAGCAGCGCGUUUCAGAGGUUGACAGCCAAGUGCGCGAGGGUCAGAAGGCCGUUCAGGAGCUGGAGGUUAAGCUGGACGCUGCUCGCAAGCAGGUUGAGCAGCUGGAGCAGCAACUGAAGGGCAAGAGCACCGAGCUGAAGUCGAAGCAGGCGGACCUUGUUUCGGCCCAGUCUCGCCUUGCCGAGCUGCGUGCCGAUGCGGAGCGGGCGAAGCAGUCCUUCACGAUGGGGGAGAAGUCGUUGGCUCUUGCUAACCAGAAGAUUGCGGAGGCCAAGCUCCUCACAAACCCGCUCAACCACCCGAAGAUUCGCUCCUUCAUGGGGAAGAAGUAAGCGGGGCGCCUUUUGCGUAUUCUUUCACAAUUUUAUACGCAGCAUUUGCGCUUCUUUGUGCUAGCCGGCGGGCACGAUGCGGCCCUGGGGUCGGUGCCAUCGCGGCGCUGUGCAUACCAGGCUUAGCUUCUUGAUAAUUGCUGGUUACAGUAGCUGAUGAAUACAGCUGAGCUUGUGCGUUGGUAAGUUAGUUACGCGUGUGGCUGAAGGGCUUCAUCGUAGCGGACAAUUGUGCAGCGGAGGCAGGCGACUGCGCGCGGCGUGCACUCUAUGUCUAUCAUUCCAUUACGCAGUAACGUUGUAUGUUCGUUGGAAUGCUUUGGGCACACCAUGUGGGGACAGCGGCUCCUUGUGCACUGCUGGACCUGCUGCGGCACCAGUUUGCACCGUAGGGUGAGAUGUAGUGAGUUGCGAUGUGUUGAGGGCGCGCCUACUGGGAAGUAAGGAGAACGCUUCCAUGCAUCAGGAAGAUGGUUAUUACCGGCGAUAGCAAGCGAAGGUGCAGCCGGGUUUUGAGGCACAGAGUUCCUGCUUAGGGGGUGCUUUGGAAGUUAAGGCUGUUCACGAGGUCGUUGGAUAACGGUAGAGAGGUGAACAGGUGGUUUGGCCGCAAGUGCUGCUCGGGUCUUGCCGCUUGGGAUUGACUAACGGUCAUCUGUGGGCACAGCUAUUGAUGAGCAUGGCUGUGCGCGGCCGCAUGCUACGCCCUUGCUUGGCUCCCCUGCUGGGCCAUACGCGGUUUAGGGGGAGGCACUCCGCAUGGGCUGUUUGGUUGUGCUAGAUUAUGCAAAGCGCACCUACAGUUGUUCCCCGUACGCGUGCCUCCCAUGUGUGCCGUCUCAAGACUGCGCUGUGUUGUGGCAUAUGCUAGGCAGUGAGGAGAGGACAAUGGAGGCGUAGAAGGGAGGGCAGGCAUGCGUCAAAGGGAUGGUGCGGAUGAGACUUGAUAACGUGUAAAUGUAUAUAUACGGUAUGCGGCUCAGGAGCUUUUGGCAUAAGCGUUGUCCCCUGCUCGAGGGGCAAGGC
This is a messenger RNA of Astrephomene gubernaculifera, 1591 nucleotides long. The record is from the annotation of a GenBank genome assembly. Lineage: Eukaryota; Viridiplantae; Chlorophyta; Chlorophyceae; Chlamydomonadales; Astrephomenaceae.